Molecule: messenger RNA, 600 nt
Organism: Protopolystoma xenopodis
Lineage: Eukaryota; Metazoa; Platyhelminthes; Monogenea; Polystomatidea; Polystomatidae
Source: the annotation of a GenBank genome assembly
AUGGGUCUCGACCCUCAUCUUCUACCGCCCGGUGAGGUCGGGGGGCUGGCUGACGAUGUGCUGUAUGAGCCGAUUGAGUUGCGAAUACGCACUCUGAACGUUCACAGCCUGGAGACCGGCGAAGCCGGCCUCAGACAAGCUUCACUUCCGGUCCGGCCAUUGCUCAUCAACCGGCCACCGGGCGCCGGAGAACUGACGAGUGUGCUACAUGGUCGACCGGGCUUCCAUUUGUCAGCAGUCAACCUCUACACUGCCGACCCUCGAGCUGUCUACCGGGUGGAGGAGAACGAGCACCAACCGGCGCCCAAGUACGGCCGACUCUACGACCUCACUCGACGAAAUGAGGUGCAAGCUUUCUACCAGGACGACGUGAACCGACGUCGGAUUGUCUUUUUGAUCGACGAUCAGGCCGCGACUGCCUCUGUCCCAGGGACCGGAGGUCUCAUCGAGGCAGAGGAAGAUCGGGAGAGCGCUAACUCGAGUCCCGUCGUUGCGCGCAGUCUGUCCGCCACCGAAGAGACAGGAAUGCUGAAUGCGACCGCGGACGAAAUAUGGUUCACGCUCUCAAGCCCCGGCCAUCCAGAGGUUGCCAGCAGGUAG